Molecule: messenger RNA, 1294 nt
Organism: Formica exsecta
Lineage: Eukaryota; Metazoa; Arthropoda; Insecta; Hymenoptera; Formicidae
Gene: JHBP-1
Product: protein takeout
Exons: 7
Coding region: 129-866 (245 amino acids)
Source: RefSeq, a predicted model, not a curated record
AGACUGUCUGGAUUGUCCAUGUCUCCCAGUUCACAUCUGACGAUCAUUAAACAUUUUCCCUCAUACGAGUUGCUUGACUUUCAGCCGACGCUGUAAGUGCCAUCGACAGAAGAUAGGAUUCAGGGAUAAUGAAAACGAUAGUCAUAUUCUUGUUCGCAGUGGUUGCAACCACGACGACGUUAGAAUUGCCCAGUAAUUUCAAAGUUUGCAAGAGGUCAGACCCGAAAGUAUUAGACUGCGUCGCGGAUGCCGUCAAAGAUGCAAUUAUCUCAAUGGCCAAAGGUUUGAAGAGCUUCAAAAUCUUACCUCUUGAACCGCUGGCGAUCAGCAGUGUGAAAAUCGGCGAAUCUCAAGGCGCGGUGUCGAUCGAACAGGAAUAUCGGAAUAUUAAGCUGCAUGGACUAACGAAGGGACUGCAACUCUAUAAUUAUCAGAUAGACUGGGAUAAUUUAAUAUUCAGAUCAGAGACUUUCACUCCCCAAGUGGAUUUCGUUGCAGAUUAUAAACUUGAAGGCAAGGUUUUGCUACUGCCAGUGCAAGGAGAGGGUAGAUCUAAUAUAACCAUGUAUAACCUAACGACGAAACACGAAAUACAUUUUGAGAAGUUUCAGAAGGAUGGGGAAACCUACAUGCGAGCAGUUAAAUAUUCUAUCAAGCUUUUUUCCAAACACAAAACAUUACGCUUUGAUAAUCUCUUCAAUGGAAAUACCUUCUUAGGUGAGGAAAUGAAUAAAUUCCUCAAUACGAAUGGCGAUCUACUCUUCAAGGAGCUUCAAGCUUCUUAUGAAGAAACCUUCAGUUUAGUUUUCAUUAAAAUUACUAAUGAUAUUUUCACCCGCGUGCCAAUGAAUAAGAUUUUUAUGUAAAUCAAUAAUCACAUUUUAUUAUAAAAUUUUAAAUUAUUAUUUUUUUCUUAAUUAGAUAAUUUUAUAAAAUAAUUUUAUAUAUACGCGAUACUUGACAUGGCAAAGUCAAAUAAUAAAAUGCAUACACACAUAUAUUCAAUAAUUAUUGAAUAUAUUGUGUAUUUAUUUGUGAUUUAUGUAUAGUGCAUAAUUUUAACUUCAAAGCCAUUUAAAUCUUACUAGUUUCCACUUUUGUCAAAGCUAAAAUUAUGCUUACAAUCUUAACUUCCAAAAAUUUGAAACCUAAGGUCUUUUAAUACAAAAUUGCAAUGUAUGCCAAAAUUUCUCGUAGCAUUAUAGUUUAUAAGAGUUAACAAAAAUAAUUUCCAACGCUUUCUAAAAAAUAUAUAUAUACCACAUAAAUUACAUUGUAAUGUUUAAAAUUAUAC